Messenger RNA from Anthonomus grandis grandis, 2133 nucleotides. Its product is annotated as kinesin-like protein Klp10A. NCBI's taxonomy places the organism in Eukaryota, Metazoa, Arthropoda, Insecta, Coleoptera, Curculionidae. Gene Ontology annotation, biological process: microtubule-based movement. Gene Ontology annotation, molecular function: microtubule motor activity; ATP binding; microtubule binding. Bases 61 to 2118 code for a protein of 685 amino acids. The transcript is spliced from 2 exons. The record is from RefSeq and is a predicted model, not a curated record.
CCAAGUUUGAAUGACAUUCCUGAUCCUGUCAAAACACACAUAUACACACAUAAAAAAAAAAUGAAAUCUGAUCCCACCGAAAAGAUCUUAAUCGAGGGAGACGCGAUCCAAAUCAAACGAACCAACGGAACCCUACAAACCGCCAUAGUUUCCUCUAUAGAUUACGAAUCAUGUUGCGUAAAAGUCGAGUGGCUCGACCAGCAAGAGACCAAAGGAAAAGAAAUACAUUUCAGUAACGUGACGUUACUGAAUCCCGGAUUCGUACUGGUUAAGCCUGUUAAUAAUAGUGAGAGUAUCGACGAGGAAGUGAACCCCAGAAGGAACACCAGGGCGCAGACCGCUAGGGUGGCCGCAAGUCAAAAGUCCAGCGAUCAGAAUAUGAGUGUGUGCCUGACUAGCGAAAAGUUUCAAGUCAGAGGACGGGGCUGUUAUACCACUAGGGCGACCAAGUCUGUCAUUGAAACUGUCUCGAAGAGUAAAGAGGGCGGCGGCUUGAAGAAGGCUAAUAAAAUCGAACAAGACAGGAAUGCCCGAAGAAAAAAGCAAGCCCAAGUACUGGCAGAACGUCAAGACUUCCUCAAAAAAAACGUAAACAACCCGCACUGGCAACUGUUGGGGAUGAUCGAAGACUUCCGAAAACAAAUCGAGUUUAAACCCUUAAACAACCAUGACGCCAUCGAGGACCACUUGAUUACUGUUGCAGUACGAAAACGGCCCCUGAACGACAUAGAACUUAGCAAAAAAGAAAUCGACAUUAUCACCAUACCCAGUAAAAAUCAAUUGUUCGUGCACGAGCCCAAACUAAAAGUCGAUUUGACCAAAUACCUUGAAAACCACAUUUUUAAAUUCGACUAUGCUCUGAACGAGAAUUGCACCAACGAAGUCGUGUAUAAAUACACCGCUCAGCCGUUGAUAAGGACGGUGUUCAACGGUGGUUUUGCCACUUGUUUCGCUUAUGGCCAGACCGGCUCUGGGAAAACUUACACCAUGAGCGGCCGCUACGAAUCUAAAUCGGACAAGGGCAUUUAUGCCCUGACAGCCAACGAUAUCUUCAAAAACGUAAAUGCCCCUAAAUAUCGACACCAUAACUUUAUAGUGUCGUGUAGCUUCUUCGAAAUUUACACCAAAAAAGUCUACGAUUUACUCAAUAGAAAAAAACAGUUGAGGAUCCUUGAGGAUGGUCAACGCGAGGUGCAAGUGGUCGGUUUAACCGAGAAACUCGUGGCCUCAGUUAAUGACGUUCUAGAGCUAAUAUUCGAGGGUAAUGAGGCGAGAGCUUCCGGUAAAACUUCUGUGAACGCCCAAUCGUCUAGAUCCCACGCGAUAUUUCAGUUCUACCUCAGAAGUCAAGUGAACCCCAAAGUGGUUUAUGGCAAAUUCAGUCUGAUAGAUUUGGCGGGUAACGAGCGUGGGGCUGACACUUUUUCCUCCUCGAAAAUAACGAGACAAGAAGGUUCUGAGAUUAACACAAGUCUUUUGUCAUUAAAGGAAUGCAUAAGAGCCUUAGGGAGAAAAGGAGCGCAUCUUCCAUUCAGAGGGUCAAAACUCACACAAGUCUUAAGAGAUUCCUUUGUGGGUGCUAACAGUAAGACUUGUAUGAUCGCCAUGAUUUCCCCAGGGGUGUCUUCGUGCGAAAACACCCUUAAUACAUUAAGGUACGCGGAUAGGGUAAAGGAGUUGGGUGGUGGGGACAUUUCCUCACAAAGAGUUGAACAAAGCAGGGAAGUUACCGCACCUUUGGAGACAACUAUACAAACUCAAACUCCAGAUGUGAUAGGGUUGGCUCAGGAUGAAAAUUUGGUGCGACAAAACUUAGAAUUGGUGAAAUCUCUGCAAAAGUAUUACAACCAAGCAGAGGGACUGUUGAAUGUCAUGGAUAGAGACUUGGAGACUUAUUAUGUUAAUUUGAAUAUUGUUGUCACAGAUGCUAUUACUUCUUUAACAAAAAUUAGAAAUCUAUUAAAUUAUUUUGGUGUUUUAACCCUUUAUUUUGUUUUGGCCCCAGAUAUCAUAGAAUGUUUGAUGUUUUUCCCUUACCUAUUACUCGGAAGCCACUUUAAAUAUUUUCAUUUUUUUUGCAUUAAUAUGAAAAUUAAUUUAAGGGUAAAACAUGAUUAAGGAUAUAGGUUAAGG